GGUUUUUCUUUUCUUCCAAUUCGAGCAGUUGGGUGGCGUUGCCCGGGGCUUGUAGCCAGAGAUCCACUAGGGCCACAGUGGGAAGGGCUGGCACAAAGUGCCAAGGAGGAAAAAAAAAAGUCCCCUUAUCUUUCCAGGCUUUGGAACCUGCUGUUCUUUUAACUCCAAAACUGGGCUGACAUUUCCCCCCGAAGAAGGCAGUCUGAGUUGGGCCAGCCAGCUGCCAGGAGGUGAGAAAGUUCUUAGAGGCUGAUUCCUUUAUUUUCUGGAUCUUCCCAUGUCGGGGCGGUUUUAAAGCCAAGUACUCAGAGAGCAGAGCCCCUCUGAAAGAUGGGUCCCAACACCACGAUCUCCGACCAGCUCCUUUGGCAGGUGCCCCUCUGUGAACGCUGGAGGCAGGAUUUGGAAGGGGCUCUUUAUCAUCUAGCCAAUUGCUUCCUACUGCUGGGCUUCAUGGCGGGAAGUGGUGUCUAUGGCUGUUUCUAUCUCUUCAGUUUCCUAGCGACUGGCUUCUUGUGCUAUGCACUCUGGGGCUGGUUUUUCGCCUGCGGGCUGGACAUCUUCGUCUGGAGUUUCUUACUGGCCAUGGUCUGCCUGACCCAGCUGGCUCACUUGGUGUAUCAACUGCGGAAGGACAUCUUCCCGGAAGAGUUCGACCACCUGUACAAGACCCUGUACAUGCCCUUACAGGUACCCCGGAAGACGUACAAAGAAAUUAUUCAUUGCUGUGAGGGUCGAGUCUUGGCUUUAGCUACAGAGCAGACGUAUGCUGUGGAAGGGGAGACACCUAUCAACCGCCUUUCCCUGUUGCUUGAAGGCAGGAUUCGUGUAAGCCAGGAUGGGCAGUUUCUGCAUUAUAUCUUCCCCUACCAGUUCAUGGACUCCCCAGAGUGGGAAUCACUGCAACCAUCGGAGGAAGGGAUAUUCCAGGUCACCCUGACCGCCGAGACAGACUGUACUUACAUUUCCUGGCCCCGGAAGACCCUCUACAACCUCUUGGCCAAAGAGCGCUACAUCUCUCGGCUUUUUUCGGCCCUGCUUGGCUACGACAUCUCUGAGAAGCUGUACGCCCUCAACGACAAGCUCUUUGCCAAGUUCGGCCUCCGCUUCGACAUCCGCCUCCCCAGCCUGUAUCACGUCCUGGGUCCUGCCUCCUCUUCCUCAGAGCCCGAAGCUGAGAAGGAGGCCGAGGAGAGCAAGGAACCGGCCCUUCCGCCUCACCCGGUGUCCACCUCUACCAUCCAGAAAGCUCCCCCGGCCCCCGCUCCCUCGGGCGCCGCGCCACCUGCUGCCCCGGCCAGGGCGUCUCGUCUCGGCAGCGAUGGCCUGGCUUCUGGAAGUCCUCUUAGGAGUCAACCUCAUGUUAAAGCCAAAUGCUCAAAGGGACAGGCCCCUUUGGCUCCAACGCAUACCCCUGAACUUUAGGGAUCAACAGUUCUUGUGACAACCAGCCCCACUGUCUACACAAGCUUGUUUUCACAAGGAGGACACCCACGAACUUGACCUCCUGAUUUUUCAUGCACCGGGUUACUCACUGCACUUUGCCUUUGGGACACACAAGACUCCCAUGCCUUUGUGACUUCACAGUGAUCUUGAUGUGCGCCAUUUUGUAUUCUCCCCACUCCUUCCCUCUGGGUCAUUGAAUUAAAAUGCCUAGAAAGUA
Messenger RNA from Gracilinanus agilis (Agile Gracile Mouse Opossum), 1663 nucleotides. It is a transcript of the gene POPDC2, whose product is annotated as popeye domain containing 2. The record is from RefSeq and is a predicted model, not a curated record. Lineage: Eukaryota; Metazoa; Chordata; Mammalia; Didelphimorphia; Didelphidae. Gene Ontology annotation, cellular component: sarcolemma. The coding region runs from base 331 to 1425 and encodes 364 amino acids. Gene Ontology annotation, molecular function: cAMP binding. The transcript is spliced from 4 exons.